CUCAUUCAUUGUAGACGUGUAUACCUGGCUGUAUCUAGCCACAACACCUUAGUGUUUCUAGAUUUUUGUUUUAUUUCAUUUUAUCUUUGACUUUAAAAGAAAUAUUUACAGGGUGAGUGGUCAUUCUUCUACUUCUAGGCUAGCUGCAUGGUGUAGUGGAAUCGGCUCCAGAUGCAGAAACGAGAGAGAUCUCCGGACCAGAGGAUUGGUUUUCAUCAAGCCAAGCAGUUCAUCUUGAGUGGUAGGGGUCACAUCUCUGAGCCAGCUGCUGAUUCACAUAAUGUGCAAUAUGGGCCUGACAAUGCAAUAAAAGGGAUCACCAGUCAGGAGGAUGAACAAGAAACUGUUUGCAGUAGUGGCUGUGAAUGCCAUGUGCCUGGCUGCAACCAAUCGUUUGCGAGGAUGAAUGAUUUUGAAGCUCACUACAUGGUGUGCCAUCGCUUCGUGUGUCGUUACUGUCAGCGCUUCUAUUCAACCAAUCAUCUUCUAGAAAUUCACCUCACAGAGAACCAUGAUAGCUUCUUCUCACUGCUCUCACAACAGCAACCUAUGUAUUGCUGCCUUGAAGAAAACUGCAACCAUCGGUUCAUGGAUGCACAGAGCAGGCUAGAUCACAUGACCAGUUGCCAUGGCUAUCCUGCAAACUUUCUUUUUGACAGAAGGCAAAGUUUUAGAACGGUAGAUACGACCGGAGGCCUUGAAGAAAGCAGAGACGUAGAUGUUGCUGGUCAAAAGAAGAGCACCCACAUAGCUAAUUGUCCAACUUCAACAAAGGUACCAGAGGCCAUAAGCUUUGGUAUAGGAUAUUCAGAGUUCUUCCAUAGUCCUGGAAGUUGAGGGCUUUUGACCUUUGACCUUGAGGAUUCUUGACUCGGAAUAGUGAGAUCAUGCGGAAGAAUGAAACAGACAUCCAAGAGCAGGGAGAGCAGGUGGAAGUGAGAAGCGGUUAAGACUAGUUAAGACUGGU
Molecule: messenger RNA, 967 nt
Organism: Strongylocentrotus purpuratus (purple sea urchin)
Lineage: Eukaryota; Metazoa; Echinodermata; Echinoidea; Camarodonta; Strongylocentrotidae
Product: zinc finger protein 511-like
Exons: 6
Coding region: 172-837 (221 amino acids)
Source: RefSeq, a predicted model, not a curated record